AUGGAAACUUCAAGGAGAAAUCUAGCGUCACGACAUAGUGAUAACCUUGGACCCGAUCAUGUCAACGUCUCGCGUACUUUCUUUGGCUUGGCAAAUGUACAGCGUGACUUGGGUAACCUGCGACAGGCAAAGGAGUAUUGUGAACGUGCUUUAAAGAUUGAGUUGAGAAAGCUUGGACCCGAACAUGAUGAUGUCGCGCUCACUUACUCUAACUUGGGUGGUAUCCACCGUGAAUUGUGUGAACUGGAGCAGGCCAAGGAGUGCUUUGAAAUUGCUUUAAACAUUAAGCUGAAAAAGCUUGGACCAGAGCAUGUCGAUGUCGCACCUACUUACCAUAAAUUGGGUGAAGUUCACCGUCGAUUGGGUGAUUUGCAACAGGCCAAGGAAUGUCACGAAAAAGCUUUAGCUGUAAACCGGAAAAAUCUUGAGCCCGAGCAUGUCGAUAUGGCGAAUUCAUACCACCAUUUAGGUAACGUGCAAUUUGAGUUGAAUAACAUGCAAGAGGCCAAGGAGUUAUACGAACGUGCCAAAGACAUACAAUUGAAGAAUCUUGAACAUGACCAUGUUUAUGUGGCGUUUUCUUACCAUAGCUUGGGUAAUGUACAUCGUAACCUGGGCGACUUGGAACUAGCCAAGGAGUUUUACGAACGUGCUCUGGACAUUAGGUCGAAAAAGCUUGGUCCCGAGCAUUCUGUCGUAGAGCGUACUCGCCUUGAGUUGUGUGAAGUACAACGUUCCUUAGAUGAUCUACAAAACGGCAUAGAACAUCAUGAACUUAAUGUUGAGAGGGAUCAUGAACAGAGAAAAUGUUGUGUGGUUUCUUAA
Molecule: messenger RNA, 825 nt
Organism: Stylophora pistillata
Lineage: Eukaryota; Metazoa; Cnidaria; Anthozoa; Scleractinia; Pocilloporidae
Product: nephrocystin-3-like
Source: RefSeq, a predicted model, not a curated record